UUGCGCUGACACCAUGAGUUUGGAGGCUGAUGAACCCAAGGAAGUGGCCACAGAUGUCUUCAACUCAAAAAGUCUGGCCAUUCAGGCCCAGAAGAAGAUCCUUGGAAAAAUGGUGUCCAAAUCAAUAGCAACUACUUUGAUCGAUGAUACAAGCAGUGAUGUUUUAGAUGAACUUUACAGAGUGACAAAAGAAUAUACACAAAAUAAAAAGGAAGCAGAGAAAAUCAUCAAAAACCUCAUAAAAAUAGUCCUCAAAUUGGCAAUUCUCUACAGGAACAACCAAUUUAAUCAGGAUGAAAUAGCAUUGAUGGAGAAAUUCAAGAAGAAAGUUCAUCAGCUGGCCAAGACUGUGGUCAGUUUCCAACAGGUGGAUUACACCUUUGACAGGAAUUUUUUGUCCAAACUGUUAAAUGAUUGUAGAGAGCUACUUCAUGAAAUCAUUCAGCGUCACCUAACAGCAAAGUCACACGGACGUGUCAACAAUGUGUUUGAUCACUUCUCUGAUUGUGAAUUUUUGGCUGCCUUGUACAAUCCCUUUGGACCUUAUAAACUCCAUUUGCAGAAACUUUGUGAUGGUGUCAACAAAAUGCUAGAUGAGGGGAACAUAUAAGUACUUGUAUUAAAGUUGACUGCCUAUGCAUUAUUUGUAGAUGGAACACUGUUGAUUUAUGAAGGA
Messenger RNA from Gavia stellata (red-throated loon), 676 nucleotides. RefSeq names its product TNF alpha induced protein 8 (gene TNFAIP8). Gene Ontology annotation, biological process: regulation of apoptotic process. Lineage: Eukaryota; Metazoa; Chordata; Aves; Gaviiformes; Gaviidae. Gene Ontology annotation, cellular component: cytoplasm. Gene Ontology annotation, molecular function: cysteine-type endopeptidase inhibitor activity involved in apoptotic process. Bases 14 to 610 code for a protein of 198 amino acids. The record is from RefSeq and is a predicted model, not a curated record. The transcript is spliced from 2 exons.